AUGGAUGUAAAAUUAUAUGUCUACGACCUCUCCAAGGGUCUUGCACGAAUGUAUUCACUCGCCCUGACGGGAACACAAAUGGACGCUAUCUAUCACACAUCAAUCGUCUUGGACGGAACAGAGUAUUACUUCGGACAGGGUAUCCAGACUGCCUUCCCGGGUAGUACGCACCACGGCCACCCAAUGGAGGUGAUCCACCUAGGAACGACAGAGUUACCCAAGGACGUCAUUGAAGAGUACAUCCAGUCUCUGGAGGAAAUUUACAGUCCAGAAUCAUACGACCUCUUCCUGCACAACUGCAACAACUUCACCCAAGACCUGUCCAUGUUUCUCCUCGGGAAGAACAUCCCCGAUCACAUCCGGAAUCUCCCCCAGACAUUCCUCAAUACGCCAUUUGGACAGAUGAUGAAGCCGCAGAUCGAUAAUGCCCUGCGCGGUGUAACCCAAGGCACUGGCACACGGGGUGUUCCACAGCUGCCUUCAGCUCCAGCUCGAGCUCCAGCUCCAGUCCCUGCGUCUGGGACCACGGCAGUGGCUGCACUUCCCCGUGUCACAGUCCAGAUGGCAAACAACGUGCAACAACUUGACACCUACCUGAACACUGCAUCACAAACCGGCAAAGGCGCCGUCAUCUUCUUCACCUCCGCAACUUGUCCGCCCUGCAAGAUCCUGUACCCGACGUAUGACGAGCUAGCCGAAGAAGCAGGGGACCAUACAGUUCUGGUGAAAGUCGACAUCAGCGUCGCGCUGGACGUGGGGAUGAAGUACGGGGUGCGUGCGACGCCGACGUUCAUGACAUUCCUGCGCGGCGAGAAGGUGGAUGAGUGGAGUGGUGCAAAUCCGGGGAUGCUACAGGGGAAUGUACGGCUGUUGAUGCAGAUGGUGCAGCAGGAGCAACUUGCGAAGGCGCACCCGCAUCGCAGACUUGACCUUCCAAGCCUCCAGAGGAAAAUCGAUAAUUACGUGCUGUACAAAAAAGUUCCCCCGUUGGACAAAGUGCGUCAGAAACUGAGCCCCUACGACUCCGGCCCCGUGGUAUCCUCCAUUAUUGAUUUCCUACAAGCCCGAAACAACGCUGCAACCGCUCCAGCCGACACUCCAAUCCCCACGAACCUAGCACAAAUCGCAACAUACCUCCAAGCCACUGCGCCACAUCUCCCACGCGAGAACCGCUUCGCACUGGUCGAUCUCGCCCGCCUGUUAUUCCUCGACCCUCGCGUCAGUGGCUACUUUGCAGAAAGGGACUCCCCAUCCCACGCAACCCUUUCUUCCUUGUUCUCCCUCGCAUCGCCCGUAUCCCCCACAGAUCCAUCGCCAUCGCCAUGCACAUGUACAUCUAUAUCUACAUCCCCCGGAUCGCAAUCUGCACCCGCGGCAUCCGCACUCGCACCCGCCCCCUACAACCUCCGCAUGACCCUCCUCCAACUCGCCUGCAACCUCUUCACUACCCCACUGUACACCACACACCUGUCCACAGACCGCGCCCUGCGCGACACAAUCGUCCGCCUCGCAACAAGCGCCCUCCUCUCCGAAGACAUCAUCACAGACGCAAACGGCACCAAAACAAAAAUCCCCGCUAACCUCCGCGUAGUCGCAGCAUCAUGUAUCUACAAUCUCGCCGCUCUGAACCAUAACGUGCGUCUACGGCUGGUAGAUCACGACCCAAGAUCUGGACCGGGAUUCAAGGAUGAGGUUAAGUCUAAAUUCGAGACAAAAUCCGGGGAACGGCGGCACGCGGAAACGGAACCGGAACCGGGCGCGGAAGCGGACCGGGAACCCCUAUCCGAAGAGGAACAAGUGGAGAUUGCCGCAGCGGUUAUUGAAGCGUUAGACAAAGAAAAUGAGAGUAGUGAGACGGUGCGCGGGCUGGUGCUUGCGCUGGCAUUGUUGGUUUACGAGGCCGAUGUGGAGGGGAGCGUCGUGGACGUUUGUCGGGCGAUGGGGGUGGAGGAGAUACUUCGGGUUAAGGGGGGGAUAUUUCGGGAGGGGAGAGAGGUGAUUUCGGAGGUUGGAUGUUUGUUCAAGUAA
Molecule: messenger RNA, 2028 nt
Organism: Aspergillus chevalieri
Lineage: Eukaryota; Fungi; Ascomycota; Eurotiomycetes; Eurotiales; Aspergillaceae
Product: bifunctional C97 family peptidase/thioredoxin family protein
Exons: 4
Coding region: 1-2028 (675 amino acids)
Biological process (GO): protein modification by small protein removal
Molecular function (GO): peptidase activity
Source: RefSeq, a predicted model, not a curated record